AUGGCUGAGUUUCGACCUGAUAAACCCGUCGAAGAAGAAGAACGAACAGAGGAUGAUGAUCAUGCCAAAACCACCGAAGAAGAAGCGCAAACAGAGGAAGGCGAUCAAGCCAAAACCAACGAACAAGAGUCGAUCACGAUGCAGAGUCCUAGGAGGAAUGGUCAAACGAUGAACCAGCAAGAACAACUAUCAAGAGCAUCAUCGUCUACACAAGUGAAGCUGUCUUAUUCUGCAAUUGCCUCUCGUUUGGCCACUUCUUCUUCUUCCGCCAUUAACGAACGAAAGAAGAAAACAGAGUAUUCUUCUUCAUCAAGAAACGGUGACAGUAGCGGAACCGUCGAGAUAAAAAGGGAAGAUGUUACUCAGAAAACGAUGAAUCUUGGCUCAACAUCUUGUGCAACUGAGCAGAGCCAAGCAGAGAAUCCUCAAGAAGAUUCAAGCACGAUUCGUAGGGGCGAUCAAAAGAUUAAUCAACCAAACCGUGGUUCAACAUCGGUCACGUCUGAUCAGAACAAUCGUAACCGGUCUUUUGGUAUGCAGCAGCAAUAUUCUCCAAGAUUUGGAGUAGAUCACAGCUAUGCAGCUGGAUUUGGUCCUCAGGUUACAAGGCCAUUCAUGGCAAAUCAGACGAAUAUUCUAUGGCCUGGAUUUGUAGAUCCCAACUAUCCACCAUGGAGAAAUCAGAACACAUACGAGCAGCAUCCAAUGCGAGUGCCACUUGUACCAGAAUGUUCUCAUUCCAGUCCCUCCAGGUCAAGCUCCACUGUGGAUGUACCAGGAUCAACGCACAAGUGCCAUUCUUGA
Messenger RNA from Arabis nemorensis, 804 nucleotides. The record is from the annotation of a GenBank genome assembly. Lineage: Eukaryota; Viridiplantae; Streptophyta; Magnoliopsida; Brassicales; Brassicaceae.